Molecule: messenger RNA, 3157 nt
Organism: Aspergillus ochraceoroseus IBT 24754
Lineage: Eukaryota; Fungi; Ascomycota; Eurotiomycetes; Eurotiales; Aspergillaceae
Product: beta-mannosidase mndA
Exons: 4
Coding region: 1-2793 (930 amino acids)
Biological process (GO): glycoprotein catabolic process; carbohydrate metabolic process
Molecular function (GO): beta-mannosidase activity
Source: RefSeq, a predicted model, not a curated record
AUGCAUUUUCGAGCAAAAACCACAGGAGUUGUCCUAGCAUCCAGCCUCACCACAAUAGCGGGGCAUUGCGUUCGAGCUUUGAGUGGUGAAACUUGGACUCUUAGCAGUGCAGCUCUGAAUACGACCGUCCCCGCUUCCUUUCCAUCACACGCGCAUUUGGAUCUGUUCAAGGCAGGAGUAAUAGGCAAUUAUCAUGGUCUCAAUGAUUUCAAGCUGCGCUGGAUAGCAGAUGCAAACUGGACUUAUACAAGUGGCCCAAUCUCAGAUUUAUUGAAUGAAUAUGAAUCCACCUGGCUUGUGUUUGACGGCCUCGACACAUUCGCGGCUGUCACGUUUUGUGACGAAUUUAUCGCCUCUACAGACAACCAAUUCCGCCAGUAUGCCUUUGAUAUUUCGUCCUCGUUGAGAAAUUGUAAGGGAGAUCCGGUAUUGAGCAUAAAUUUUGGAAGUGCACCGAAUAUUGUGAAUGCAAUUGCCGAAGACCCCAAAUCAGAAAAAUGGCCUAUCCAACUCAUCAAUGAAUACCCAAACCGCUGGUUCAUGCGUAAAGAGCAGUCCGAUUUUGGUUGGGAUUGGGGUCCUGCAUUUGCCCCAGCUGGCCCCUGGAAACCGGGCCACAUUGUCCAGUUUGAAGAGACGGGAAAUAUUCACAUCGUGAAUACAGACUUAGAUAUAUAUCGAAAGGGUCAAAUAAACCAUCUUCCAGCUAGUCAGAGCCAGCCUUGGGUUAUCAAUGCAAGUAUUGACUUCAUAGGCAGUCUUCCAGCCCAGGCAUCCCUUUUUAUUGAGAUUACGAAUCUCAAAUCCAGCGAAGUGCUUACGGCACGGCCAUUGGACAAUAUUACCGUAUCGAAUGGCUCUAUACAAGGUGUGACAGUUCUCAGCGGGCUUCGUCCUGAAAUUUGGUGGCCUUCGGGAUUAGGGGACCAGAAUUUGUACAACAUUUCAAUAAUGGUCAAUGACAGCCACGGCCAAAUAUUAGGAUGUGUUACAAAGCGGACUGGCUUCCGCACAAUUUUCCUAAACCAACGGAAUAUUACCAUAGAACAAUUGUCUCAAGGGGUUGCUCCCGGUGCGAAUUGGCAUUUCGAAGUUAAUGGAAAAGAAUUCUAUGCGAAGGGCUCCAAUUUCAUUCCGCCGGAUGCAUUUUGGCCCCGGGUCAGUCAAGCGAAGAUGACUCGAUUGUUCGAUGCCGUGGUAGCUGGAAACCAGAACAUUCUUCGAAUCUGGUCAUCUGGGGCGUAUCUCCCGGAUUUUAUGUAUGACUUGGCAGACGAAAGAGGGAUUCUCUUGUGGAGUGAAUUCCAAUUUAGUGAUGCGAUGUAUCCGGUCAAUGACGAGUUCCUGGAAAAUAUUGCUGCAGAAGUCGUCUACAAUGUACGACGUGUGAACCACCACCCGUCCCUUGCAUUAUGGGCCGGAGGGAACGAGAUUGAGAUUUUAAUGCUUCCACUUACAUUCGCGCUUGACCCAACUGGCUUUCCUAAGUACCUCGAGGAAUACGAAAAACUAUACAUUAGCCUCAUCUUACCUCUGGUGUAUGAAAAUACUCACUCAAUCUCGUACACCCCGAGCAGCACAACGGAAGGGUAUAUCGACGUCGAUAUUUCCGCGCCAGUGCCAAUGACAGAGAGGUACGGCAAUCUUGAGCCUGGGUCAUACUAUGGAGAUACGGAUUAUUACGAAUACAACACAAAAGUCUCCUUUGAUUAUUGGCUUUACCCUGUGGGUCGCUUUGCCAACGAAUUUGGAUUUCAUAGCAUGCCUAGCCUGCAAACUUGGCAGCAGGCCAUCGACCCAGAAGACCUAAGCUUCAAUAGCACGGUGGUAAUGCUUCGAAACCAUCACUACCCCCCUGGAGGAUUGAGCACAGAUAACUUUCAAAAUACAGCACUUGGCAUGGGUGAAAUGACCCUCGGUGUGGAACGUUACUAUCCGAUCCCGGCGAAAUCGGAUCCUGUGGCCAAUUUUAGCGCUUGGUGUCAUGCAACACAGCUUUUUCAAGCGGAUGUGUACAAAUCUCAAAUACAAUUUUACCGCCGAGGUAGUGGGAUGCCCGAACGACAGCUAGGAUCGCUGUACUGGCAGCUGGAAGAUAUCUGGCAAGCCCCUACUUGGGCUGGCAUCGAGUAUGAUGGGCGAUGGAAGGUCCUACACUAUGUUUCUCGUGAUAUCUACCAGCCGAUUAUUGUGUCUCCUUUUUGGAACUACGUGUCAGGAGAUUUCGAGAUAUACGUCACGUCUGAUCUGUGGGAGUCAGCAAACGGGACUGUGAAACUAACCUGGUUUGAUCUUUCUGGUCAUCCUAUCGCCCAUAAUGCUGGCACGCCGACAUCUAUCUCUUUUGAUGUUGGUGCUAUUAAUACGACUAAGAUCUACAGCGCCAAUGUCAAGCGCCUGGGAUUGGCAAGCGUAACGGAUUCAAUCCUUAUGCUUUCACUUCGUGCUGAUGGCCGUCCUCCCAACGCUGCCAAUUUGACCGCCGUAUUUACUCAUGACAAUCACUUUACCCCAGCAUUUCCAAAGGAUCUGGCUCUAGUCGAUCCUCAACUAGAAGUCAUGUACAAUGAUCUGACGGACAAAUUUGUGGUAGAAGCCAAAUCCGGUGUCUCUCUUUACACAUGGCUAGAUUACCCUGCAGGACUGGUAGGAUAUUUUGAGGAGAAUGCUUUUGUGCUUCAUCCUGGCCAGAAGAAAGAAAUUGGCUUUAUAACACAGGAAAAUAGCACGGAUAGCAAGUGGCAACAAAAAGUCACUGUGAGCAGCCUCUGGGACCAGAAAGUCAGGGAUUAGAUGCUGUAUUCUGAAUGGACGCUGUUUCUUACCCUAAUGGUUUGAUAGUGGCUAUAACAGCAGCUACUUGACAUACUUGUCUUUACUUUAGUCCAGAGUUGAUUCUUACAGACUGUUGUUUGUGAUACUUGAAAAGGGUCUACAGACUUCCCCAGAUUUUACCCCACAAUCUGCCAACCAGACUAGCCCAUGAAUGAAGGAAAAAAAAAACAGAAUUAUUCCUUGCCCCAUCCUCAUUAAAAUACUCAAGAUAGACAUCGACAUCUCUUCAACUUCCAGAAUUCCCUUGUUCAGAAAAAGGUGGGAUGUUGGAGAGAAAUAAUCCAAGCAAGUAUAUCUCGGCUACAUGCGGGGGUCAGCAUGA